Messenger RNA from Leishmania braziliensis MHOM/BR/75/M2904, 756 nucleotides. RefSeq lists its product as hypothetical. Gene Ontology annotation, biological process: proteasome assembly. The transcript has a single exon. Bases 1 to 756 code for a protein of 251 amino acids. NCBI's taxonomy places the organism in Eukaryota, Euglenozoa, Kinetoplastea, Trypanosomatida, Trypanosomatidae. The record is from RefSeq and is a predicted model, not a curated record.
AUGAAGGAGGAAGUGGCGCCCCCACCCCAUCCUCGUCACGCAGCUGUUAACCACUCCUUGCCCUCUCCCUCCUGUCAUUCGUCCUCUCCUCUCUGUGCGCAUGAUGGACUGCUGUCCGGGGCAAACCGCACGCCUCAACCAUACGCUGAGUCAGUUCCGCUUAAGUGUACAGUCGCUAGGAUGAACUCGAGCGUCAGUGAUCCACCGCAGGUCGCCACGUCCUCCGCCGCCACACCAGAGCGUUCGACUGUCGAGCUUCAGCCAGCCAUUCGCCAGCGUACCAUCGCCUUCUGCUUCCCCAACCCCAGGUCAGCAUCCUCCACGGGAACAGCAGCGGAGGUCGAGAACGAUGACGCUGAUGGGGGCAUCCGUGAGGUGCUCCACCUGUCAAUUCGGGGCUUCGUCGAUUACUUGCUGCUGUUCGUGACCGAGGCGCAGACCUGCGCGCCUGGUGUCCUCCUCCGCUACGACGCGCCAGCUGUUGGGCCCAGCGCCUUUAUGUACGACGAUGAGACGCCAUCACUCGACUUUACGGUCCUGCUCGGCCUCCGCGACCACCCGCUGACAAACCUGCUCGCGAGCACUAUAGCGCACCGCAUCCGUCGCUACGGUGAAACACGACCGCUGCUGAUGGGGCUCAGUGUGGUGGAAACAGCAAAGGAGCUGAGCAGCGGCCGUGCCAAGAAGCUAUUCCUCGACUACGUGGCGUCCAACCUGCUCGAGUUGGCGGGAGAAGCGCAGGCAACGCCAGAGUGA